CACCAUCAAUGCGAGUAAUACACUCAUACUGUGUAUGUAAGCUAUAAUUCGAGAGCCAAGUUUAAAGGAGAGAUGAUGGACUAAUAAAAACGUGGAAUCAUAUAAUGAUCCUGCUCAGUCUCAACCUUCCAAGUAGAUUCAUUGUUUACAGGAUCGUAUAUAAAAUGUGAGUUAGCAUCAUCUAAAUUUUGUUGUCAAUGCGCCCUGGUGGUUGCCGGAGAAGGAAUUGACCCGGUCAGAGAUUUUUUUUGACCUUGUAUCCGCUUGUAUACACAUACACAAGCACAAUGGCAGACAACUCGGCUCCAACGACACAAACGAACCAAAACAAUGCCACUUCAUUAAAGGACAUGAAGAAAUUUGAGCGAUGGCGCAAAUCUUUGCAAUAUCUUACUGGUCUCGGUAUGUCCGAGAACGAGCAGAAAGCAUUCCGCAAGGACCUUGACAGCGAACUUGAAUCAUACCAAUGUCGGCAGUGCGAAGUCUGGCGCGAUAAUUUGAUUAAAAACAGUCCCUCGGUUCGGUUCAUGGUUGAACAUCUCGGCAGGAUUGGUCGUGAAAUCAAACGAGACGACUUUUUAUGUGCUCCCUGUGAUAUUACACGGUCCGGCGGUUUCUCGCCUGAGGACGGUAUUUUAUUAUGUCAAAACAGAAUGAACUCUAAAACACAUCAAGAACAUACAAUGGUCCAUGAAAUGGUUCACUUGUACGACCAUCAUCGGUUUAAGGUGGAUUGGCUCAAUCUACGCCAUCAUGCUUGUAGUGAGGUUCGAGCAGCAAGUUUGAGUGGUGAUUGUAACUGGACACGCGAAGUCCAACGUGGUUUCUAUACCUUUACAAAGCAACAUCAGACAUGUGUCAAGCGAAGAGCUAUCUUAUCAGUGGCGGAAAACCCGAAUUGCAAAUCUAAAGAAGAGGCAGAACGAGCUGUUGCUAGUGUGUUUGAUAGCUGCUUUGCUGACACUCGGCCGUUUGAUGAAAUUUAUUAAACCGGUGGUGAUGAUAAAUGAUAAUGAUAAUAAUAAUGAAGCUUUAGAAAUAAUCCCCAUUUUCUUUACAAUUGUAUUCCUCUCCUGUAAUUAUUGCUCAUUUAUGAUUUACUCUUCUUUUGUCCGUUGAAAAUAGAAAAAGCAUCCAUUUUCUAGCAUCUGUCAAGCAUAGAUUUUACGCUGUGGAGCAUGUUGAUGUCGUGGUCGCAUGCAAAGCACUUCUUUUUGAAUUUGGUUUAGCUGCUGAGUUCUUCUAUACACCUCACCACAUCCCAUGAUGCUGCGCCAUGCACAUGCCAAUAUGGAUAUCUAAGUGAGGCUAAAGUGGCGGUGGA
Messenger RNA from Zychaea mexicana, 1324 nucleotides. Its product is annotated as metalloprotease ATP23. Gene Ontology annotation, cellular component: extrinsic component of mitochondrial inner membrane. The record is from RefSeq and is a predicted model, not a curated record. Gene Ontology annotation, biological process: mitochondrial proton-transporting ATP synthase complex assembly; mitochondrial protein processing. Lineage: Eukaryota; Fungi; Mucoromycota; Mucoromycetes; Mucorales; Lichtheimiaceae. The coding region runs from base 288 to 989 and encodes 233 amino acids. Gene Ontology annotation, molecular function: metalloendopeptidase activity. The transcript is spliced from 3 exons.